UCACGUGGCAGCCAGAAAGCGUAGCCGCCGCAAAAGGGAGCUUUCUCCCCUACACCCGCCCCGGCGCUGGGGAGAAAACAGCGACGUAGUUUCCGUUUCCGCCGUCUUUUCCUCUUCCGGUCCUCGAGGACGCCGCGCCGGCUGGGACUUCGGCUCCAGCCCGGGUGUGGGGCGCGACGGCAGCUAUGGCGAUGUUUGAGCAGAUGAGAGCGAACGUGGGCAAGUUGCUCAAGGGUAUCGACAGGUAUAAUCCUGAGAAUCUGGCCACCCUGGAGCGCUAUGUGGAGACACAGGCCAAGGAGAAUGCCUAUGAUCUGGAAGCCAACCUGGCUGUCCUGAAGCUGUACCAGUUCAACCCAGCCUUCUUUCAGACCACGGUCACCGCCCAGAUCCUGCUAAAGGCCCUCACCAACCUUCCCCAUACCGAUUUCACGCUGUGCAAGUGCAUGAUCGACCAGGCACAUCAAGAAGAACGGCCCAUCCGGCAGAUUUUGUACCUCGGAGACCUGCUGGAGACGUGCCACUUCCAGGCCUUCUGGCAAGCCCUGGACGAAAACAUGGACCUCUUGGAAGGUAUAACUGGUUUUGAAGAUUCUGUCCGGAAAUUUAUCUGCCAUGUCGUGGGCAUCACUUACCAGCACAUCGAUCGCUGGCUACUGGCUGAGAUGCUCGGAGACCUGACAGACAGCCAGCUAAAGGUGUGGAUGAGCAAGUACGGCUGGAGUGCUGAUGAGUCGGGCCAGAUCUUCAUCUGUAGCCAGGAAGAGAGCAUUAAGCCCAAGAACAUCGUGGAGAAGAUUGACUUUGACAGUGUGUCCAGCAUCAUGGCCUCCUCCCAGUAACUUUGCUGGCGUUUAAUAAAGAUUCGUUGACUUCUUA
Pteropus alecto (black flying fox) is the source of this 879-nucleotide messenger RNA. It is a transcript of the gene EIF3K, whose product is annotated as eukaryotic translation initiation factor 3 subunit K. Gene Ontology annotation, cellular component: cytoplasm; eukaryotic translation initiation factor 3 complex. Gene Ontology annotation, biological process: regulation of translational initiation. NCBI's taxonomy places the organism in Eukaryota, Metazoa, Chordata, Mammalia, Chiroptera, Pteropodidae. Gene Ontology annotation, molecular function: translation initiation factor activity; ribosome binding. The transcript has 8 exons. The record is from RefSeq and is a predicted model, not a curated record. The coding region runs from base 186 to 842 and encodes 218 amino acids.